GAAUCAAAAGCUAAUUGCAGGAGAAAGGAACAACAAAACAAAUAAAUCAAUGGGGAGGAAGAAGGGAUUGCCGGAGUUCGAAGAGACGGCGCCGGAUGGCUUCGAUCCGGAGAACCCGUACAAGGAUCCGGUGGCGAUGGUGGAGAUGAGAGAACACAUAGUUCGUGAGAAGUGGAUCCAUAUCGAAAAGGCUAAGAUCUUGCGCGAGAAGGUCAAAUGGUGUUACCGCGUCGAAGGCGUUAACCAUUACCAGAAGUGUCGCCACCUCGUCCAGCAGUAUCUCGACGCUACUCGCGGCGUCGGAUGGGGCAAAGACCACCGUCCUAUCUCUCUCCACGGUCCUAAACCGGAGGCUGUUGAAGCUGAAUAAUGUUUGUGCCCCUUCUGAUUGAUCUUCGAGUGGCUUAGCUUUGGGGAAAAUGGAGACGCAUGUGGAUGAUUGUUGAUAUCGAUCCGGUUGCAAUCACGGAGCUUAAAAUUAGUCAUAUUUGAAUUUUCUUUGGUGAUUUAAGGGAUGGGACAUGUUUUGGACUGUAAUAAAUGAAUUGAUAGAUCUUGGUGUGAUUCUCAGUUUUUGGAACACUUGGGGACAUAUUGUUGGUUAUAGAUACCAAUCCGGUUCGCAUUCGUGUCCAUCUUUACUCUGCAAUAGAGUUAAACCUAGUCACGGAUUUUCAUUGAUGAAUUGAAGAGAUGGGACAUGUUUUGGACUGGAUUGGGUUUCAAGCAUUUUGAUUUUUGAUUGGUGAGAACU
Messenger RNA from Eutrema salsugineum, 754 nucleotides. Its product is annotated as NADH dehydrogenase [ubiquinone] 1 beta subcomplex subunit 10-B. The coding region runs from base 50 to 370 and encodes 106 amino acids. NCBI's taxonomy places the organism in Eukaryota, Viridiplantae, Streptophyta, Magnoliopsida, Brassicales, Brassicaceae. The record is from RefSeq and is a predicted model, not a curated record. The transcript is spliced from 3 exons.